AUGGAUAGCGAGAGUAAUUGCAAACUGGAAAAUAAACGAGCCGUAGUACAGACGCAUUGCCCCGGCGCUGAUGGCGAUGUUUGGGUUCGCGGCGUUGAUAAGGCCGGGCAGCCCGGGAGCGGAGCCACACACAAAGCUCACCAGACUUCGCCAGUUCACGCCGCCGGUGUACCAAUAAAUGCUUUUUUCGCUGAAAACCGGCGUGAUGAAAACGGAGAAAGACGACAUGACGGUCAGAAACGUGGAGGACGAGUUGAAGAAGAGCCACGGCUGCGUGGGCCAGGACAGCAGAAGACACAGAAUCGCGCCCCUUCUGAUGUUGAUGUAGCGUGGAAAAACCGACGCAAGGUCCAUGCCGCCACUGAUGGCGUUGCCGACACAGUUGACGCCGAGCUGGGACACCGUCAGGCCGACACCGCAGAAAAACGCUGCCGCGCGCGCUUUCGCCGUGUAAUUCUGCUGCAACCAGAACAUACAGAUAUCGUUGGGCAUCCAGAACUCCUGGCCGUAUUUUUCAGCCAGCGCGCUCGCCGUGACAAUCCCAAAAAGCGGGACAAUGAACCCGGCAACGUUGCAGCCGACCAGAAUCCCCAAGUGUGA
Messenger RNA from Ogataea angusta, 600 nucleotides. RefSeq lists its product as uncharacterized. The coding region runs from base 1 to 600 and encodes 199 amino acids. The record is from RefSeq and is a predicted model, not a curated record. Lineage: Eukaryota; Fungi; Ascomycota; Pichiomycetes; Pichiales; Pichiaceae. The transcript is spliced from 2 exons.